AUGAUUGAAAACAGCAGAGAGUUGACCGCCUUCAAUGGUCAACCUGUGACUGUGCAAACUCUAGCAGCUGCAGACCGCCUUCUGAUCUUGUGGGCGCUUGUCUUCGUCUUUGUUUCUACGUGCUCUGCUGCUGACACCCAAGCUGACUGGCCAGAUGCGGAUGAAGAGAAUGCACUUAAAAAAGAUAUCGCUAUUGACCAGUUGACAAUCGACGAUUACAGUCGUUUCAACAGUCAGGAUGUGAAGCCAGGUGUAAAUCCCGCUGUUGAAUUCAGAAUUCAUGAGACACCUGUGUCGACCGAGGACCUCGCCAUUCCAGACGACGGCCUAACGUAUCAACGGGGCAAACGUGACGCGGAGGAGGAGGAGGAGGAGUAUUCUGGAGAGAACCCAUGUCUUGACGACAUCCCAUCAUGUCGCGGGGAUGGACAAGAAUGUGUCUUCAACACAUCAUUGCCUAACAACUACUAUUGUAAAUGUAAGCCUGGGUUUGAGGAGGUGACAGCUGCUCCACACCUCACCUGUGCAGAUGAAGAUGAAGAGGAUGCAUUUGAGAAAGACAUAGCCAUCGACCAGCUGAGAAUCCACGACUACAGCCGUUUCUACAGUCAGUACGGAAACCGGGUGAAGCCAGGCACAAGUCCUGCCUUCAACUUCACAGUUCGAGACCUGCCUGUCCCUAGGGAGGAUCCAGACGGUUUUAUAUAUCAACGGAGUAAACGUGCGGUAGACGACGAUGUGGAGUAUUCUGGAGAUGGGCCAUGUGGAGGCGACACCCCGCCAUGUCUCGAAUUAGGCCAAACAUGUGUCUUGAACGCGUCAUCAUCUGACGGUUACCACUGUGAAUGCGUGCCAGGGUUUGAGGAAGUUUCUCCAAACCUUAUCUGUACCGAAAUUCCACAGACACGGCGUGUGUACGUGACCACGCCUCUUGACACGCCCACCUACAACACGGAACUAAACAACAACAAGAGUGACAUUUUUCAGGAAUUCCAGAGAGCAUGCGACCGUUCUUUCAACGAUUUUUUCCGCAACAUAAUGGGAUUCGUGGGUCUUCGAACGCUGGAGUUCAGGGAAGGUACCCAGAAGGAGACAAUUGUGGUUUACGUCCUCUACUUCACGAGCUCUGGCACGACAACCCUUGUGUCUGUAGCCAAGUCAGUGCUACGCAUGGAGAGUGACCGUCAAAUAGUGAUUAAUAGUACAAUGUACCAAAUCACUAAAGCUUCGGGAAUCUUUCUAACCUUUGGUGGAAUUUCUUCAGAAAACGAUGACGUCGACUGGUGCAUGGACCCUUCUCUUUAUUCGUGUGAUGGAGAUAAGAGAUGUGUUGAUGGUGGACUUCGCUACACAUGCGAUUGCAAGCCCGGAUUUGUGAACAUAAGUGGACAGUGUACCGAUGAGAAAGUCUUGCAGUAUGAUCUCUAUCCUUACGGCCAAGCAAACGGAGACCAACUGCUUCCGGAAGGCGAUGAUGAUGUUUUUACUGUCGACGUCACGUCCGGUAUUCCAUUCGCCGACAAAACGUACUACUCCUUCUACCUCGGCAUCAACGGUCUCAUCACCUUUGACCAAAGAGACAGCGGACUGUACGUGCAGCUGUACAACCACAUCAAGAUGUUCAGUCCUUACCAGGCGGACAUCAUCACACGGGGUGGAUACGGCCAAAUCUGGUACAAGAUUUAUCCAAGACGAAGAAAUGCAACAGCUCUCUUUGAAAAGGCCGACAAAGAAGUAAUGGAGUUCCUUGACCUGAAAAAGUUCAAGGCUAAGCUUGUUAUCGUGAUCACGUGGGAUAGAGUGUCUCACUACUCCAACAGGAACAUGAAUAAUCGAGUGACAUUCCAAACAGUUUUAGCAUCUGACGGGGAGAUGUCCUAUGCACUGGUUUACUACAAAAAAGAUUCCAUGUUGUGGGAUCCUAUAGUGACCACCAAUGUUGUCAUAGGUCACUCGGAUGGCAAAAAACGACCCACUUCCAUCACCAGGUCUACUUAUUCCUAUAGCUUAUGGGCCAUCACAAGAAUGGGAACUCAUCAAGGCAAUACUGGACGACAAGGGACUUGGGCGUACAAGGUGGGCGAGAAGUACAGUCCUGACCAGAUAUGUGACGACUGGUACCAGACGUAUCUCCCCAACAUAAUUUCUUACCAUUCUCUGGACUCAUGGAUACCCAGGUGUCCUUGUAAUUUUCAUCAGCUUGGGUGGCGAUGGACUUUCCGCAGAUAUAUUAAUGAAAUCAACGCACGCUGUUACAACAUUGAGUACUCCUCGGGUUGGAGAUUUCGCUAUAGUGGAAGGGACUGCUGUUAUUCCAACACUGGAAAUUUCUGGACGUGGGUGCAAGGCAUACCGUAUGCGGGUGGAAUCACUACCUAUAACCCCGCCUACAACUUACAGCUCAACAAGGAGCACGACCGUGACCCCCAUGACGUCUGCUGCGGCCCGUCCUCCACCAUCGCCAGCUGCAGGAAGUACUACGACCUGCGACCCUACGGCUGGUGCACCACAGUUCCAACCUCUGAAGAUGCAUGGUCUUGGGGUGACCCUCACAUACUCACCCUGGAUGGUAUGGAGUACACAUUCAACGGUUGGGGGGAGUACACCAUGCUCAAGGUCCACACACAAAAUGUGACCUUCAACCUCCAGUGUCGGACAGACAGAGCUGAGACAGAGAACGGAACUCAGACCGAUGCCACGAUCUUCUCUGCCUUCGCGAUGGCCGAAAAUGGCGUCCGUGUGUUUGUACAGCUCGAUCCAAAUGACAACCAGUGUAAGACUCUCCAUCUACUUUACUGUAAUAGGCGCUCAAUGAUUUUCAACAUCCUCAGUCCUUGA
Messenger RNA from Pomacea canaliculata, 2838 nucleotides. RefSeq lists its product as uncharacterized. The transcript has 19 exons. Bases 1 to 2838 code for a protein of 945 amino acids. Gene Ontology annotation, biological process: cell-matrix adhesion. Gene Ontology annotation, molecular function: calcium ion binding. Lineage: Eukaryota; Metazoa; Mollusca; Gastropoda; Architaenioglossa; Ampullariidae. The record is from RefSeq and is a predicted model, not a curated record.